Messenger RNA from Laccaria bicolor S238N-H82, 541 nucleotides. RefSeq lists its product as uncharacterized. Gene Ontology annotation, molecular function: peptidyl-prolyl cis-trans isomerase activity. The coding region runs from base 29 to 460 and encodes 143 amino acids. The transcript has 5 exons. NCBI's taxonomy places the organism in Eukaryota, Fungi, Basidiomycota, Agaricomycetes, Agaricales, Hydnangiaceae. Gene Ontology annotation, biological process: protein peptidyl-prolyl isomerization. The record is from RefSeq and is a predicted model, not a curated record.
CCACGACCACCCACCAUCAUCGCCAACAAUGCAUAUCAUCAGCUGGCUAUCCUACAUUCUCGUCGCCGGGACUGUUGUCCUCGCCGACGAGAAAGCCCCAGUUAUGGAGCUCAAAAUUGACACGACCUAUAUGCCAGCAGAGUGCCCAACGAAGGCACAAAAGGGCGAUGCUAUUAAGGUGCACUAUACCGGAACUUUACACGCGAAUGGAAAGAAAUUCGAUUCUAGUCUCGACCGAGGUUCACCUUUGCCUCUAACUCUCGGCGUCGGCCAGGUUAUCAGCGGGUGGGACAAGGGGCUCCAAGGAAUGUGCCUUCACGAGAAGCGUACACUCACCAUCCCGUCAGAUAUGGCGUACGGUUCCCGUGGGUUUGGAAACGUUAUUCCAGCCAACUCCGCGUUGGUGUUCACCGUGGAACUUGUGGGCUUGGACCCCAAAGGACCCCGCGACGAGCUCUGAUUAGCAUACGCAUUAUUCAAGAUGCUUGCAAUAAUCCAUUUUUCGUUCUUUCGUUCCUUAUGAAAUCAAAAUGACGUCUUU